CUGGGCCAGGCUUCGUGCGGUGGGGUUCACUCGCGCGGCAGUGGUAGCCGAGGACUCUUGGUUCUGCGGCACGUGACGGUUGGACUCCCUCCGCUGCGGUGUCUACUGCAGCGUAGGGCCAGUUGUGCGGGCGGGAGAAGGCUUGGCCACCGCUGGCGGUCCCUGGUAGGCUAGAGCACCAUUUCAGGAGAAGGGGAGUAAUCCAGUCGGAGAAUCACAGAACGUUAAAAGCAACAAAGCACUCGAAAGUUCGCCAAGGCCUAGAGAUCAUGGAAGGGAAGUGGUUACUGUGUGUGUUGCUGGCCCUUGGAACUACUGUCCUUCAGGCUCAUGAUGGACAUGAUGAUAAUGUGAUUGAUAUUGAGGAUGACCUAGAUGACGUCAUUGAAGAGGUAGAAGACUCGAAGCCGGAUACCAGCGCUCCUCCUCCAUCUCCAAAGGUUACCUAUAAAGCUCCAGUUCCAACAGGGGAAGUAUAUUUUGCUGAUUCCUUUGACAGAGGAACUCUGUCAGGGUGGAUUUUAUCCAAAGCCAAGAAAGAUGACACUGAUGAAGAAAUUGCCAAAUAUGAUGGAAAGUGGGAAGUAGAUGAGAUGAAAGAAUCAAAGCUUCCAGGUGAUAAAGGACUUGUAUUGAUGUCUCGGGCCAAGCAUCAUGCCAUCUCUGCUAAACUGAACAAGCCCUUCAUGUUUGAUACCAAGCCUCUCAUUGUUCAGUAUGAGGUUAAUUUCCAAAAUGGAAUAGAAUGUGGUGGUGCCUAUGUGAAACUUCUUUCUAAAACACCAGAACUCAACUUGGAUCAGUUCCACGACAAGACCCCUUACACAAUUAUGUUUGGUCCAGAUAAAUGUGGAGAGGAUUAUAAAUUGCACUUCAUCUUCCGCCACAAAAACCCUAAGACGGGUAUUUAUGAAGAAAAGCAUGCUAAGAGGCCAGAUGCAGAUCUGAAGACCUAUUUUACUGACAAGAAAACACAUCUUUACACGUUAAUUUUGAAUCCAGAUAAUACUUUUGAAAUAUUAGUUGACCAGUCUGUUGUAAACAGUGGAAAUCUGCUAAAUGACAUGACUCCUGCUGUAAAUCCUUCACGUGAAAUUGAGGACCCAGAAGACCGGAAGCCUGAGGAUUGGGAUGAAAGACCAAAAAUUCCAGAUCCUGAUGCUGUCAAGCCAGAUGACUGGGAUGAAGAUGCCCCUGCUAAGAUUCCAGAUGAAGAAGCCACAAAACCUGAAGGCUGGUUAGAUGAUGAGCCUGAAUAUAUAUCUGAUCCAGAUGCAGAGAAGCCAGAGGAUUGGGAUGAAGACAUGGAUGGAGAAUGGGAGGCUCCUCAGAUUGCCAACCCGAAAUGUGAGUCAGCUCCUGGGUGUGGGGUCUGGCAGCGACCUAUGAUCGACAACCCCAAUUACAAGGGCAAAUGGAAGGCUCCGAUGAUGGACAAUCCUAACUACCAGGGAAUCUGGAAACCCAGGAAAAUACCAAAUCCAGAUUUCUUUGAAGAUCUCGAACCUUUCAAAAUGACUCCUUUUACUGCUAUUGGUUUGGAGCUAUGGUCUAUGACCUCUGAUAUUUUUUUUGACAACUUUAUCAUCUCUGGUGACCGAAGAGUAGUUGAUGAUUGGGCCAAUGAUGGAUGGGGCCUGAAGAAAGCUGCUGACGGGGCUGCUGAGCCAGGUGUAGUGGGGCAGAUGAUUGAGGCAGCUGAAGAGCGCCCAUGGCUCUGGGUGGUCUACAUUUUGACUGUAGCUCUGCCUGUGUUCCUUGUUAUCCUCUUCUGCUGUUCUGGAAAGAAACAACCCAGUGCUAUGGAGUACAAGAAGACUGAUGCUCCUCAACCAGAUGUGAAGGAAGAGGAAGAAGAGAAAGAGGAGGAAAAGGACAAGGGAGAUGAGGAGGAAGAAGCAGAAGUGAAACUUGAAGAGAAACAAAAAAGUGAUGCUGAAGAAGAUGGUGGUGCUGUCAGUCAAGAGGAGGAAGAGAGAAAACCUAAAGCAGAGGAGGAUGAAAUUUUGAACAGAUCACCAAGAAACAGAAAGCCACGAAGAGAGUGAAAUAAUCUUGAGAACUUGAUCUGUGAUUUCUUUUCCCUCCCCUUCCCCUCCAAGUGUGGUCCUAGGAAAGGACCUGGCACACCUUAGGUUGAAACUCAGAAAACCUCAAGAUGUCACCAUCAACAGGUUCCAGUUGAACACUAGUCUGUGUAAUUUUAAACAUCUAGCAGUAAUAAUUUCAGUUGUGACAUAAAGGACCCUGUUUUUGUAGAAAGGAAAACAUUUAACAUAAUGGUUGUGAAAAGUAACAUGAAACAACUAACUUGUAUUUUUGUUUUUGUUUUUAAAUCUUUGUUUUUAAAAAUAGAAUGAUAGAACUUUACCAAUCUUUAAAAUCUUGUCUUAAUUUAAUAUAUUAGUCUGUCCAUGCAGAAAUAACACCAACAUUUAAAAAUUCUAAGGGAAUGAGUUGUAGUUUUUAUAAUAGAUUUUUUUUAAGUUUGGUAUUACAAAAUAUUCAAAUGUUUCUGUCCCUUAAAAUUGAUAAUCAUGUUUAAAGUACAGUCAUUUGUGGUUAUAAUCUUGUUUUGCUUGCUUCCAUUACUUGAUUCCUCCUAAGGAAAUUUAGGAGAGGGAUUGGAUGGAGCCCAGAUUUAUAUAGAAGUUCUGUUUAAGUUGUAUUAAAAAUAGAUAUACAUUAUGUUGGUUAGACCAUAAAGUGUGUGUUCUGUUGUCUUUGGAACUGAGCAGACAGCAGUUAAUGGAGGAGGUGGCCACUUCUAUGUAGCACUUGGGUAGUCUUACUCCACACACAGGGAGCAUCUGGCUUUGGCUUUCUGGAGCAGGUAGCUUGUUGAGGAACUCACUAGCAGGGCAUGGCAUGUGAGUUCUGGAGUAGGUAUUUUCAUUACUACUUCCACUGUGUCAACACUGUUUUCCUUACCCAUAUUUCCAAAUUCUGAGCUUUUUCCUCUGCUAUGCAUUUUCUUCAAAGCGCAGCUUGCAAUCCGUUGCUGAAAUUGAUUAUGAACUCUGCAUAGUGGUAAGCUUUAUUGUGAUCACAUGUAUGUUUCUUCUUUCUUUGAAGCAGACCCACACCUUUCCAGGGUCAGAGUACAGGAUAGAAUACGAUCUUUCACUUUUACUCAUUUCUUUGACUCCGUGUAAAGACUUUAGAAGUCUUAAUUCAGAGGUGAACCAAUUCAGAAUUGACUGUACACAGGCUAAAAGUAUUUAUGGGAGGAGUGACACAUAGCAUGAUUUUUGUAGCUGCUAAAUAUUUUAAGCCUUCAUUUGCAAUUCAUGUAAUUCAUUUGUGUCUUAAAUUACACAAUAAAGCAGUCCUGUUCAAAUUUUUUUUUUAACGUGGCUUGUAGAAUUUUUUAAAAAGUGAUCUUAAGUUUGUUUUUCAUGUGGAAUGCACAUGGGUGCUAUCAGAGCCUCUCCCAUACCACUAUAGUGUAAUAAUAUCACACUGAAAGGUAUUCAGAAUUACAUGUUAUUUUUAGCUUUAUUCUUUCCUCAGAGGUGUUUUACAUGUACUGAUGAUACUGUUCCUUGCACUGAAUAUAUAAACACUCCACAGUGUUUAUAUUGGGGAGAUGUUGUGGAGGAGGUAUAUUUGUAAAAGAUGAAAGCCGUACCCAUUUAUUUUACUGUUUUGUUUUUUUUUUUUAACUGAUCUACUUAAAUCCUUUUUUGGGUUGGAUGCAUUUUUUUGCUCUUCAGUGCUUGUUUCUUUUCAUUCGUUUGUGGUCACAGUGACCUUAGCUAUGUAGCAGACUUUCCCAAACAUAUUGAGUGCAAAUAAACAGUUGUUACUUA
Messenger RNA from Otolemur garnettii (small-eared galago), 3812 nucleotides. It is a transcript of the gene CANX, whose product is annotated as calnexin. The transcript is spliced from 16 exons. NCBI's taxonomy places the organism in Eukaryota, Metazoa, Chordata, Mammalia, Primates, Galagidae. Bases 270 to 2048 code for a protein of 592 amino acids. Gene Ontology annotation, cellular component: endoplasmic reticulum membrane; endoplasmic reticulum. Gene Ontology annotation, molecular function: calcium ion binding. The record is from RefSeq and is a predicted model, not a curated record. Gene Ontology annotation, biological process: protein folding.